Molecule: messenger RNA, 1463 nt
Organism: Elephantulus edwardii (Cape elephant shrew)
Lineage: Eukaryota; Metazoa; Chordata; Mammalia; Macroscelidea; Macroscelididae
Gene: YIPF3
Product: Yip1 domain family, member 3
Exons: 9
Coding region: 98-1147 (349 amino acids)
Cellular component (GO): Golgi apparatus
Source: RefSeq, a predicted model, not a curated record
CUCGUAGCCCGUGGGCGUCUCCCUCCCUCAAGCCCACGUCUCGCCCACUUCGCGCGCGGGGUAGCGCGGGCUUCCGCGACGGGAACCCUUGAGGGAUAUGGCAGCCACGGCGGCCCUGGCCACCGGCACCCGAAACGGGACUGGCCCGGAAUGGGGAGGGUUCGAAGAAAACCAGGGUGGGGGCUCAGCUGUGAUUGACAUGGAGAACAUGGAUGACACUUCAGGCUCCAGCUUUGAAGAUAUGGGUGAGCUACAUCAGCGCUUGCGGGAAGAAGAAGAUGAUGCUGAUGCGGCCGCAGCUGAAGAAGAGGAUGGGGAAUUCCUGGGCAUGAAGGGCUUUAAAGGACAGCUGAGCAGGCAGGUGGCUGAUCAGAUGUGGCAGGCAGGGAAGAGACAAGCCUCCAGGGCCUUCAGCUUGUACGCCAACAUUGACAUCCUGAGACCUUACUUUGACGUGGAGCCUGCCCAGGUGCGAAGCAGGCUCCUGGAAUCCAUGAUCCCUAUCAAGAUGGUCAACUUCCCCCAGAAAAUUGCAGGUGAGCUCUACGGACCUCUCAUGCUGGUCUUCACACUGGUAGCCAUCCUCCUCCAUGGGAUGAAGACAUCUGACACCAUUAUCCGGGAAGGUACCUUGAUGGGCACAGCCAUUGGUACCUGCUUCGGCUACUGGCUGGGUGUCUCGUCCUUCAUUUACUUCCUUGCCUACUUGUGCAACGCCCAGAUCACCAUGCUCCAGAUGCUGGCACUUCUGGGUUAUGGCCUCUUUGGACACUGCAUUGUGCUAUUUAUCACCUAUAACAUCCACCUCCAUUCCCUCUUCUACCUCUUCUGGCUGCUGGUGGGUGGGCUGUCUACUCUGCGGAUGGUGGCAGUGCUGGUAUCCCGCACCGUGGGCCCCACUCAGCGGUUGCUCCUUUGUGGCACCCUGGCUGCCCUGCACAUGCUCUUCUUGCUCUACCUACAUUUUGCAUACCACAAGGUGGUAGAGGGGAUACUGGACACGCUGGAGGGCCCCAAUGGCCCCAAUAUCCCGCCCAUGCAGAGAGUCCCAAGAGACAUCCCUGCUGAACUCCCUGCUGCUAAGCUUCCUGCCACCAUCCUCAAUGCCACAGCCAAGGCUGUCGCUGUGACCCUACAGUCACACUGACCCCACCUGAAAUCCUUGGCCAUCAUCCCCCUUUGCCUCAGCUGCAGAGCAGAGGAAGAUUAAAGGACAGUCCUGAUGACAUGUGUCUCUUUGAUGGGGUCUCCAGUUGUCACAGAGCUGUAGCUGCUUAAGCACUUCCUUACUGCCUACGGGGCUUCUGAACUCCUGGCCAGAACUGCAGACUCUGCAACCAGUGCAGAAAGUGGGUCAGCUCCACUGAGGCCUCCUCACCACCUACCCUUUCCUUGCUCUUAACUCUUUCCCAUAUUGUCUUGCUAAAUAUAGACUUGGUAAUUAAAAUAUUGAUUGAAGUCUG